AUGCAAUUCUCUACUGUCGUUUCCGUUGCUUUCGUCGCUUUGGCCAACUUUGUUGCUGCUGAAUCCGCUGCCGCCAUUUCUCAAAUCACUGACGGUCAAAUUCAAGCUACCACCACUGCUACUACUGAAGCCACUACCACUGCCACCCCAUCUUCCACCGUCGAAACCGUUUCUCCAUCCAGUACCGAAACCAUUUCUCAACAAACUGAAAACGGUGCUGCUAAGGCCGCUGUCGGUAUGGGUGCCGGUGCUCUAGCUGCUGCUGCUAUGUUGUUAUAA
Saccharomyces paradoxus is the source of this 279-nucleotide messenger RNA. It is a transcript of the gene CWP2, whose product is annotated as Cwp2p. Lineage: Eukaryota; Fungi; Ascomycota; Saccharomycetes; Saccharomycetales; Saccharomycetaceae. Gene Ontology annotation, cellular component: cell wall. Gene Ontology annotation, molecular function: structural constituent of cell wall. The transcript has a single exon. Bases 1 to 279 code for a protein of 92 amino acids. The record is from RefSeq and is a predicted model, not a curated record.